Messenger RNA from Phalacrocorax carbo (great cormorant), 2461 nucleotides. NCBI's taxonomy places the organism in Eukaryota, Metazoa, Chordata, Aves, Suliformes, Phalacrocoracidae. The record is from RefSeq and is a predicted model, not a curated record.
CGGCCGGGGGUAGGUUUCCCGCAGAGCCCUGACCUCCCGCCGAACCUCCACCUCGCCGCACGGCGCGGGCGGUGUGUGCGGGUCCACAGCGGCGGCCCGUCCGUGCGGCCCGGCUCGGCUUGGCUCGGGCAGCCGGAGACCUGCCGCCGGCAGUGUGGCACGCUGGUACGUCCGUCUCCAGGCCAGCGCCGGGUGGCAGCGCCGCGGCCGUGCGCUUUGAAUUUCCAUCAUCCCUGUCAAGAACUGAAAGUGCAGCUCAGGAUAUGGCAGUACCCACAAAUCAAUAGUGGGCUGAAGAGAUGAUUUUGACAGGAGGUUUAAAAUCUCUCCUUCCGCAUGUUCUAAGAAGAAUAAUUCGAUGCAACAGGAUCAGUAUUAGUAAUACUUCUGGAAUGGCAGAGGGCUAUAAACAGGCCAAUGUCAUAAUUUUGCACAAGUCCCUGGCUGAUGACUUUGAGAAGUUUUGCCAUGCAAAUGAUGGACCCCUGCCACUGCUGCACAGAAGUAAACCAGGUGAUUGGAAAUGUUCCUCCCUGAGUAGUGAUUCUGAUAUCAGAACUGACUGCCUGCAGUACAGAAUAUAUGAACAUGGAGCUUGUACUGGAUCACUGAAAAGCCUGAAGGAGUAUUCUGAACAACUUAAGGACAUGGUGACUUUUUAUUUAGGCUGCAGCUUCUCUUUUGAAAAAGCAGUCCAAAAUGCUGGCAUUCCUAUAAGAAAUGUUGAGCAAAAAUGUAAUGUGAGCAUGUAUAAGGCAACUGUGCCUUGCUACAGCGUUUCUACUUUUUGCUGCAACUUAGUAGUCACAAUGAGACCUAUUCCUGAAAGCAAAUUGGAAGCAGCUGUGCUAGCAACAUCUGAAUUAAAAGAAGCCCAUGGAGCACCAGUUCACAUUGGUCACACUGGUCUGCUGGGAAUACAAGAUCUUUCCAAACCAGAUUAUGGAGAUCCAGUUCACCUUCACCCUGGUGAUGUUCCAGUGUUUUGGGCCUGUGGAGUAACAGGAGUAGAAGCAGUCAUCAACUGCAGAGCUCCAUUAGCUUUCACUCAUUCUCCUGGCUGCAUGUUCAUUACCGACCUGAAGAAUGACAAUGUCACAGUCAGAUCCUCAAGAAAGGUCCCACAAGUGCACUGCAUUUCUCAAGAUCCUCUGCAUUACAGUAUUGUGUCAGCAGAGGCAGUCCGAAAGAUAAAGACUCUAGAGACCCUAAUUGGAAUAGAUCCAGGAGACCGGGGAAUAAUUCAUCUACACCGCCAGGGCGAGCUGCUGAAGGCUUGCCUGGCCAUCUCCCAUGCCCGGUCAGUGCUGAUAACAACUGGAUUUCCUACCCACUUCACUUACGAGCCGCCAGAAGAGAAUGACGGGCCCCCGGGAGCCCUCGCAAUUGCAGCUAUGUUGCAGGCCCUGGAGAAAGAGGUUGCCAUAGUAACAGAUCAGAGAGCCAUGAAUCUGAAUAGAAAGAUUAUUGAAGAGGCUGUUCAGCUAGGAAUUCUGAAGAGACCUGUCCCUUUAUUGAGUUAUCAAAGGGAAGGUGCUGAUUCAGCUUUAACGUUUUUGUGUGAGAAUGGGAAUCCUAGAAGACCUAGGUUCAAUCACCUGAUAGCAAUAGAGCGUGCGGGGAUGGCUGCCGAUGGCAAUUAUUACAAUGCAAGAAAAGUUAACAUUAAACAUCUAGUGGAUCCCAUAGAUGAACUAUUUUUAGCUGGAAAAACCAUUCCAGGAGUCACAACAACAGGUGUUGGUGAUGGAGGAAAUGAAUUAGGAAUGGGCAAAGUAAAAGAUGCUGUAAAGAAGCACAUAAAAAAUGGAGAUGUUAUAGCUUGUGAUGUUGAAGCUGAUUUUACUAUUGUAGCCGGGGUCUCUAACUGGGGAGGCUAUGCCAUUGCUUGUGCUCUAUAUAUCCUCAGCACUUGUGAACUACAUGACCGCUAUCUGAGGAAAGCUGUUGGGUUUCCACAGUUAUCAAAGAAGAUGGUCUGGCUAGCAGCACUUCCGUCGGUUACCAAGGAAGAAAAGCUUCUGAAAACACUUGUGCGUCACGGGGUCCGCAGUGGAAAAACUGCCAGUUUGGAAAUGGAAGUGGAUGGCCUGCCCUUCUACAACACCCAUUCGCUUAUGAUUGAAAAGCUGCUGCAAGAAGCGCAUCAGUGACUGCCCCUAAUGAUUUCUAUAUCAGGAGUUGCUCCCAUGUUGUUUCCUUAUUCCCUAGGCUCUCACAAGGCAUAAAAGAUCAGAAAAAAGAUGACUUUUCAUCGCUGGUGUCUUGGCCACAUUCAACCUUUCAUUGUUACCCUUAUAACAUCUUUGUGAAGCGAGAAGGGGAUGUCGUCAUGAUGAUUUGGUCUACCUUUCUUUCCUGUAAUUAUGUAACAGAAAAUGGCUAUUAAAUGAUAUUAUAUACUAAGAGGUGAUUUGGCUUUUACAAAGAAAGCUUGUCAUUAAAAUGAAAUAUUACUGCA